This is a messenger RNA of Psilocybe cubensis, 942 nucleotides long. RefSeq lists its product as uncharacterized. Gene Ontology annotation, cellular component: endoplasmic reticulum membrane. Lineage: Eukaryota; Fungi; Basidiomycota; Agaricomycetes; Agaricales; Agrocybaceae. The coding region runs from base 1 to 942 and encodes 313 amino acids. Gene Ontology annotation, biological process: protein N-linked glycosylation. Gene Ontology annotation, molecular function: dolichyl pyrophosphate Glc1Man9GlcNAc2 alpha-1,3-glucosyltransferase activity. The transcript is spliced from 8 exons. The record is from RefSeq and is a predicted model, not a curated record.
AUGACCAAAGAGCAUGAUGGGCCCCAAACUUUGAAGGAGACCACGUCGACAAGCAACCUGGCGCCAGCUCCGAGUGCUACAGUGACUGCCUUUUAUGAUUCUUGGUUUCGUUGGAAUAUUCUGCCAUCUGAGUGGGAUAUCUUGUGUCUAUCAACUGUGCUAAAGGUCCUUCUGUUCCCAUCCUACCGAUCGACAGAUUUCGAAGUGCAUAGAAACUGGCUUGCUAUCACUCAUACCCUUCCUAUUUCAAAAUGGUACUACGACACGACGUCCGAAUGGACAUUGGACUACCCACCUUUCUUCGCCUACUUUGAGAAGCUUAUGUCUAUACCGGCGUCCUUUAUUGAUCCAAAGAUUGUCGACCUCAAUAAUCUCAACUACGAUGGAUGGUCCGUCAUAGCCUAUCAAAGAAGUACUGUCAUCAUUACAGAAUUGGUUCUGGGUGCGGUAUUACUCAAGUUCAUCAGAGGUUCCGUCGAACCACCAAUACAGCGUAUUAUAUCCGCUUCCAUUUUUCUUCACCCUGGAUUCUUGAUAGUUGACCACAUACAUUUUCAAUACAAUGGCUUCAUGUACGGAAUUUUACUUUGGUCGAUUCUCCUGGCGCGCAAUAGCAAUAAACUUGCUAGCGGAAUUCUCUUUGCCGUGCUACUGAAUUUCAAGCACAUUUACAUGUACCUUGCACCAGCAUACUUUAUAUACCUCCUUCGCUCGUUCUGUUUAUCUCCAACUGGCCAGGUCCAUGUCAAGAACUUCCUUUCGUUGGCCAAUGCAGUGAUUGCUGUAUUCGUGGUAUCGCUGGGUCCCUUCGCCCUCAUGGGACAAAUACCCCAGCUACUUUCUAGGCUGUUCCCGUUCACUCGAGGUUUGAACCAUGCCUAUUGGGCACCCAAUUUCUGGGCGUUGGUAACUGCCGCAGAUCGAGUGCUUUUGAAAUUUUAG